This is a messenger RNA of Ophidiomyces ophidiicola, 846 nucleotides long. RefSeq lists its product as uncharacterized. The record is from RefSeq and is a predicted model, not a curated record. The transcript is spliced from 2 exons. Bases 1 to 846 code for a protein of 281 amino acids. NCBI's taxonomy places the organism in Eukaryota, Fungi, Ascomycota, Eurotiomycetes, Onygenales, Onygenaceae.
AUGAAACAAUUUUACGCUCUGUCCCUCACCCACCAUCCCGAUAAGAAUCCAAAGGAUCCCGAUGCCUCAUCUCGCUUUGCAUCAAUAUCCAAUGCGUAUCAAACCCUCUCCAAUGCUGCCAAGCGUGCAAAAUAUGAUCACGAUCAUGAUAUACACCGUGCAGCGACAGUAGCAUCAUCCAGCACACGAAGUGGUCAUCGCGGUUCAUACGUCGGGUCACGACCACCUUCAGGCUUAAGCAAGCGCAGGGGCCCCUUUAGAGGACCCCCGCCUAGCUUUUAUGCUCAUGGAGGUUAUGGCACAGCACACCAUAACCGCCCUCCGCCACAUCACCACCGCCACGAGCACCAUGAACACCAACACCCCCAUUCUCACAGGCAGCCUCAAGGCGGUCCCGCUGCAUAUGAUAACCCGGAUGCAUUUAUCUACCACAACCCUGUCCCCCACUUCAACGCCGCGUCGCAUUUCCGCACCCAGACCCACGAAGACGCCCGGCGUCGUGAGCGCCGUCUUAGAGCCACCCGGCAGGCAAAAGAGGAAGCUGCAGCACGCGGAUUUGACAUCUCCGAUGGCGAAGGGAAUACGACGAUGCGGCUGUUUCUGGUGUUGGGUAUCAUGGGCACUGGUUGGGCGGUGAUGGUAGUAGGCCAUGGACUUCUGGGGAAUGCGCAAUCAUCAUCGUCUUCAACUGGGAUGACUACGCCGAUCAUGUAUGCGCCGAGGAAGCCGCACGCCCAGGAGUAUAACAUGCGGGUGACCAGCGUGGUGCGGCAGGAGCCGCAAGUAGCUCCUCAUGGUGAAAUGCGACUGGUUGACCAAAGCGAUGCAACGAAUAAAAAUCCCUAA